Molecule: messenger RNA, 924 nt
Organism: Salvia hispanica
Lineage: Eukaryota; Viridiplantae; Streptophyta; Magnoliopsida; Lamiales; Lamiaceae
Product: BTB/POZ domain-containing protein At3g56230-like
Molecular function (GO): protein binding
Source: RefSeq, a predicted model, not a curated record
AUGUCGUGCUGCUUCUGUAACGCGAAUACUUACGAUUACGGCUACGGUUACGGGCAACUGACAAUCUGCUUAGCCUGCUUCGAAGGGGGGAAAAGCAUAAUCUUGUUGACCAACAAGCCUAAAAAAAUUAAAACUAUCAACAAUGAUUCUUUUUCUCCAUCAAGUUCCAAUAAGGGAUUUGUGAAGGCCUUGAAGUGGAUGAAGUUGCAAGAAGAGAAGAUAAAGUUGGAAGAUGAGAAGAUGACUUAUUUAAGUGGCUUUGCUACCGCUUUGAAGGAUCAAAUCCACACUGAUAUUCAAGUCAUGUCCGGUGACAACAAGCCCCCGAUACCCGCUCAUAGAGGAAUAUUGGCAACAAGAUCGACAAUAUUUCGUAACAUGUUGGAUUCAGACCAAUGCAAAGCUCCGGCAAAUCAAACGAUAACGCUAUCGGAGCUGAAUCACGAGGAACUAGAAGCCCUACUCGAGUUCUUGUACAGUGGAAGCCUUCCAAAAGAGAAGAUGGAGAAACUUGUUUGCCCGUUGGCUUUAGCUGCAGACAAAUACGAGAUCCCUUUCCUGCAAAAGUUUUGCCAUCAAGUGAUGCUUGGAUCACUGAAGUCAUCCAACGCACUUGAUAUCUUGGAAAUAUCCGACACUUGCAACAACAAAAACCUCAAAGAAACAGCCCUAAGCUUCAUUGUAAGAAACAUGGAAGAAAUAGUUUUCUCCCCUGGCUUUGAUGACUUCGCGCUCAAGAAUCAUCAUCUACAUACACAGAUCACAAGGGCAUCCCUCACGAAUAAAAAAAGAAAGAUUGGUGCUUAGUUUGAUUCUAUAGAUUUUUCCUUCCUUUUCUUUUGCAUUAUUUUUUCCUCUCUUAGUUGAAGACAGUCCACCAAGGCGUACGCAAGAGCCAACGUAAUCCUCGUCUCUAGGGAUAUU